CCAGCAGACGCUGCGGAGGGUUUCAGAGACUCUCCCCAGAGACAGAAGCCGGUGUCCGCAUCUCCGGGUGUUUUGUUUCGAUCCGAGACACGAUGACCUGGCUCUCAGCUGCUCUGCUGGCCCUGGCCCCAUGUGCCCUUUCCCAGGUGCAGCUGGCAGCGUCCGGCCCUGGAGUGGGGCAGGUCUCCGAGCCCCUCACACUCACCUGCGCGGUCUCGGGUGGCUCCAUCACUGCUGAUUACUGGGAUUGGUACCGGCAGCUUCCCCGGGGAGCGCUGGACUGGCUGGGAGAGAUUGACUGGUACAACUCGCAGUGGCGCGUAGAUUACGCCCCGUCUGUCCAAGGCCGAGUCACCCUCUCCGCCGAUUCCUCCAAGAACCAGUUCUCCCUGCAGCUCCGCUCGCUGACAGCUGCGGACACCGCCACCUAUUACUGCGCCAGGAGAGACACAGUGACACAGAGACAGGGACCCGUCAGACAGAAAGGGGGGAACCCCUAUGCCCCGCCCGGGGGGGGGCUGAUCCCGCCUGGCUUGUCCCCUUCUCUCAGCCCCCCUCUGCGGGGGACAAGGUGGGGAGCCCUUCUCUUUUACCGACCGACUUCUGCUGGAGAGAGAGGGACACAGAGAGAGACACACACAGAUCCACUAGAAGAUCUCACCUCACCCACCUUUGAUCUCCAAUAUCCCGGGCCGACAGGGACACAACAACUCUGCAGAGUGACAGGGCAGUGCCGACCCCAGCCUGGGAAACACAGCAGGGAGGAGACCCCAGGAAGAGCUCGAGCUGGGGGGCUCAGUGGGAAGUUUAGACUCACCCCCCCCUCUAUUUCAGGUGCCCUUUCCCAGGUGCGGCUGGUGGAGUCCGGCCCUGGGGUGGGGAAGGUCUCCGAGCCCCUGGCGCUGAGCUGCGCUGUCUCCGGGGAAUCGAUAGCGAGCAGCGAUUACCUGUGGUACCGGAUCCCGGCGUCUGCAGAGGCAGGGCUAGAAUACCUGGGCGUUAUCACCCGGUCCGGGACUCCGUUCCCGGCCCAGUCCCUCCGGAACCGCCUCAGCAUCUCCAGAGACACCGCCAAGAGCCAGGUCUCCCUGCAGCUGCUGUCCCUGAGAGCUGCGGACUCCGCCGCCUACCACUGCGCCAGGCGAGAGGCACAGCGACACGGACACGGGGGGGCUGGGACAAAAAGGGGGGUGAAUGUCACAGGCACUUUCGGGGCAGCUGGAGGCCGAGGGAGAGACCAGCUGAGAGAGGCGCAUCCCUCCGGGGCGGAGAAGGGACCGAAACUCAAAGCCGGUGGGUUGGAACCCAGCCCAGCCCGGCUCUGCGGCUAUUCCAGCGGGCACCAAACCCGGGCAAGGUUACCGCGCAUGAAGGAGCGGAUUGAAAACACUGGGCCGCCCGGGGGCAGCCUGACUCCCAGCCCGGAUGUGAGACUUUAUUCCCCUGCGAUGCGCGGCCCUUUGUGCCCUAGGGGAGACAGUUACCAGGGGAAUCCCAAAGCCUCUUCCGGCAUCCGGAGACCAUUGCUCAGGAGCCUGGAGCAGCGUUUGCUUCCCGGGGGAGGGUUGCACCAGGCGGGUCCCAGGCUGCGCUGGGGCAUUUCUCACCGGGGUCUGGGCUGCGAGGUGCUGGGAGCAGAGCUCUGGGUUUGCGCUUGUCCCCUGUAG
Messenger RNA from Mauremys mutica (yellowpond turtle), 1667 nucleotides. RefSeq lists its product as uncharacterized. The record is from RefSeq and is a predicted model, not a curated record. Gene Ontology annotation, molecular function: immunoglobulin receptor binding; antigen binding. The transcript is spliced from 3 exons. Gene Ontology annotation, biological process: defense response to bacterium; phagocytosis, engulfment; phagocytosis, recognition. Gene Ontology annotation, cellular component: blood microparticle; immunoglobulin complex, circulating; external side of plasma membrane. Lineage: Eukaryota; Metazoa; Chordata; Testudines; Geoemydidae. The coding region runs from base 93 to 1667 and encodes 524 amino acids.